GGAGGAAACGCGGCCGCGGGGCGGGUUCUCGGCGGGGCGGCCCGCGGCCAUGGCGUUCGUGCUCGUCGCGCUGCGCGUCCUGCUGGGCGGCUUUUUCGCACUCACCGGGGCGGCCAAGCUCUGCCAGCUCUCGGCUCCGGAGACCGAGCAGAUGAAAGCCCUGUUCCUGCAGUUUACUGAAGUGUUUCCCUUGAAGAUAUUCGGCUACCAGCCUGAUCCCAUGAACUACCAAACAGCUGUGGGCUGGCUGGAGCUGCUGGCCGGGUUGCUGCUGGCUGUGGGCCCACGGAUGCUACAAGAGAUCAGUAACUUGUUCUUGACCCUGCUCAUGAUGGUAGCUAUCUUCACUUUGGCAUCUCUGAAAGAGUCCCUGAGCACCUUCAUUCCAGCCAUCACCUGCCUGGGGUUUCUGCUGCUGCUGGAUAUCUGGCAGGCCUUAGCCCACACUAAAAAGGUGCACAGAUACCACAGGAAGAAGGUUCCACAUGUCUUCAAGAAGGCCUGGGAGCAGAGAGCCUCUUCACAUCAGCUGUAACAGCAGGAACAUACAGAGCCUCCCACCUGACUACCACUAUGUCCUUAGUUGUCCAGGGUUGAAAAAAUUAUCUGGCCUACCUGGUCCUGAUUUCUGUCUGUAGCUAUGUUACUCUGUUUUGGAGGUAUAUGUUAUACAUAUUAAUAAUCCUCAUGUCAUGUGAAAAUGGAAAAUAAGUAGGAAAAAUCUGAAUCACUCAAAAUUCAAAUGCCCCAAAAUAACCAUGUUUCAUGCCUUGGUGUAACUAUACCUCUCAACCUUUC
This is a messenger RNA of Octodon degus (degu), 798 nucleotides long. It is a transcript of the gene Tmem35b, whose product is annotated as transmembrane protein 35B. The coding region runs from base 50 to 535 and encodes 161 amino acids. Lineage: Eukaryota; Metazoa; Chordata; Mammalia; Rodentia; Octodontidae. The transcript is spliced from 3 exons. The record is from RefSeq and is a predicted model, not a curated record.